This is a messenger RNA of Zootoca vivipara (common lizard), 4054 nucleotides long. It is a transcript of the gene CCDC60, whose product is annotated as coiled-coil domain containing 60. Lineage: Eukaryota; Metazoa; Chordata; Lepidosauria; Squamata; Lacertidae. The record is from RefSeq and is a predicted model, not a curated record.
GCGACGCCGGGGGGGUUCCGGGGUGGGGGAGGGAUUGUGGGGUCCGGGAGGAGGGUUAGGGUCUUUUAAGGGUUUGUUUCACUUCAUGAAACCGCCCUGUCUGGGACUGAGCUUGGUUGUAAAUAAUCCACUCAGUAAGAAGGGUCGUCCCAGUUAGGGCUUUCUGAAAGAGAGGAGGGGGCUGGGAGAGAAGUCUUAAGUACAUGGGGGUCUUUAUAGUAAAGAGGGCUCAGCGGGGUUGAUGCCAGCUGGCGACUGGCAUUGGGAAUCUCAAACAGGAAAUGGUCGAGAAGUCUUAGGGACUAGAAUCUUGCCCUGUUUUUAAAAGGGUGGGGGUUGUAUUUGGGCCAAGAGUCAGCAAUCUAGUAAAAAAAAGGGAGGGGGGAAAUCAGUGCGGUUGGUUGGUAGGGAAAAUUUAGGAGGAUAAUUUGAGCUGAGAUCUGAUUAUCUUUAGCAAUAGGAAGAUUGAUCAGUAGGGCAGUAGAGUGGCCUCAGGAAGGACUGGGUCUGUUUUGGGGUGAGGCUACACCCACCCACCCCAGGGCCCGUGUUUAGCAACUUCUUAAGAGAAAUUAUGAGCAGAGUGGUUUGAGACAGGUGGCAGUUCUAAGUUGGAUCUGAAGGGGAAUCGUGCAGCCUUGCUGGCAUUUUAAUUGCGGGCAGUUGCUGUCAGUCAGCCCUGGACAAAGACAAGGCUGUCAAAUCAGCCUUGCCUUUUCAAUUAGUUACCUUUCUUUGGGUUCCCAAGGCACAGAGAUGUUUAUACCUGAGUUCCUUGCAGCAGCAGCCCGACUCGCUUAGUGGAAUCAUGGUCCUAGUUUGAUGAGGAUCGAAAGCGGGGGUUGUGUGUUUGUUGUUAUUUCCUACUUGUGAGUGGCUAAAAAAAACACCCAAAUCUGCAGCCUUUAUCUUUUGAAGCUGCAUUUUAUCCUUCUAGGCGCUGUUUGUGGUGUGAGGUGCGUGUGAGAAAGGGUACCCUUAUAGUAACCAAAGCGAGGGUUCAGAGGAGUGGUUUUUCCUAGGAAGCGAGGUGGCUCUACAACACUGUCAAUAUGCCUAUGCACCCAAAGUCAGACCCCCGUUACUUUGUCGUGAUCCGGCCUCUGCCCAUCCCCAGCCAGAAAGGCCUCAAGGUCCAAGCUCGAAGCAACACCAUCUACAACUGCUGGGAUGUCACGAGAGAGCAGGUCUUCCGGGAGAAUUACCAUCGGAGAAUCAAACAGCUCACGCAACAAGGCUACUUUACUCCCAGCUGGAAGCCCUAUCAGGAUUUUGGGGAACCUCUUUACCUCGAUCCAAGGAAACUCACUCUCUACGGUCUCGGACAGCUCCCCCUGGGAUUCUUCAGAGAGGAUGUUGGCCCCGAAGAAGUGGCAGAACCAGUGGAACCAGUCAGUGCUAAGAAGCGGAAACCAAAGGAACCUGAGAAGAAGCUCCUGCCUUUUAGAAACUUAGAAAAGGACCUGAGGACCCUCCAUAAAGACCUUGCACACACAAGGUAUCUGAUCAACUCGGUGAAGAUUGGCCGGGGCUACUUCCAUAUGCUUCGCAGAGAAACUCUAGAGAGGCAGGAGGCACUCAGGCUGGAAGAGUGGAAAGAGGAGGAGAGGCUGAGGACUGACUGUCAGCCGCCGCAGUAUCCAUCCUCGUCGUCCUCUGAUGAAGACUCAGGGGAUGAAGAACUGACCGAUUUCUUUCUAACAGAAUGUCCCUUUCUGAGAGAGACGGAGAAGAAGAAGAAGAAGAAAAUUGUCCGACCUUUCACCCCCGUCUACAACGGCCUGCUGUCGGAAAAGCAUCCGGAAGCCCAUUUCGACUCUAUCUUCCGGCAGCUAUGCGCCCUCAACUGGUUCUUGGAAGCUUUGACGCUGGAUUCCGGCUGCAGCAUGAAACCUGUGAUCACAUGCUGGCAUCCCAGGCACUACGGCGGUGCAAAAAGUUCCUUGAAAGUCAUCGCGAAAGAAAAGACGGUGAAGUCUCGAUGGGAGCACUUUCUAUUGCAUGCAAAGGGCAGAAAAUACACCCAGAAAGGACAGUACCGGGGCAAGAAAGUCCCCAAGAGGUCUUCCACCAUGAGCAUCUCCUCUCCCCACAGCAAAACGACCCUCACCAGCACAAGCUCCCUGUCGCCCAUCUACGACGAAGCAGCUCAGCCCCCUUCCGACAGCGCCAAGGAAGGGGAGGAGAUGGAGUCCGUCUUCAGCAAGCAAACCAGGGAGGAAGAGGAGCCGAUGUGUUACCAACUGCAGACGCUGCUUCAGAUGGUGCACGAAGAUGUGGCGAAGAAUUUUAGCAAAGAAAAUAUGUUUUGGAACUUGACGCACGGCUGCUCGCACACCAUAUUGUCGAGGCGCGAGCUGGAGAGCGAAUUUUCGUUUGGGCAGAAGGGCAAAAGCUCAGUUUCGUCCUCGAAGGAAGAGAAGACCAGCACGGGAGCUGCAAAAGAGGAGACUUCAGGGGAGCAGAGGCCAAAGAGUUCGAUGACGGUGACUGUCCGGGAAGAUAAAACGGUGACAGCAACCUACUCAGACGAUGAAACUGACGGCAAACCUCAAAGCCUCUUCCUUAAAAGGAAAGAGCAGACUUUCCAGAACAUGAAGGAUAUCUUCCACGAGGUGGCCCACGAGUCUGCGUUCAGGCUGCAUGAUCAACUGGAUAUCCUAGAGAGGAGGCGAGAAGAGAAGAGCACGAGGAAGUACCUGUGCCUGAGUCGCAUCACCAAGUUCCGAAAAGAUCUCGAGCGGAUGAGGCAGUCGAUGGUGGGGACAGAGCCGGAGCAAGACGCCGAGUCUGAGAACUGGUUCUCCACUUUGCUGGCCAGGAUCCCAGAUGACGUCAAGAGAGACCGGCGUACCCAGAAAGUCCUAAAGAAACUGGAGAGGUUUGCAAGGAAUCCGGACUUGCGCAUCCGACCGCCUACCUUCCUGAAAGUGUUGGGGGAGCUUCGGAUCUGGGAAAUCUGCUCUCCGGACAUCUGCGCGGCUGUGGAGGUAAUUGAGGACGUGGCGGGCUUGGAGCUGCUUCCGUACCACCUCGAGACGAGAACACCUGAGCUUGCUAAAGAACCACCCAAGGCAAAAGGGGGCAAGGGGGGUCUUGGACAGGAGAGGAAUGCUAUUUCCCGUUUGUCUCAAGUGCCUCUGGGUGCGUGAGAACAGAGAACAUCCAACUAGAGAAAUCCAAUACAGUUCCUUUUCACAUAAGUGUUGUGGUCCUGCAGGCUUGUUUUUAGAAGUUGCUCACACACCCCUCUCCUUGGGUACAAGCAAUUAUGGCAGGUGGAGAGGAGGGGGACGACCUUGCAUGGAAAAUGAGCCAGAAGGUCCUCAUGCUUUUUUCCUGUUUAUACACACAAGUCUCUUGAAUCUGCUUUUAGGUUUAAAGGGAAAAGGAAAUUUGGGGGAAGACGAUACACACAUCCCCUACAUUAGCCCUCAAUGGCAUACUUAACUCACUUUGUGCUGGAUUUACUUGUUUAAGACUCACAAGGUAUUGAAGGGAGGUAAAUCUGUGACUAGGAGGGUUUCCUGACCAAAUGACUAGACGAGUGUGAUUUGGAUCUCCAGGGAACAACCGCAGGUCAGAUCCUUGGGUCCAUCUAGCUCAGUAAUGUCCACACUGAUUGGCAGCAGCUCUCCAGAGUUUCAGGCAGGGCCCUACGUGGGAGACAGUUCUGCAGUUGCCCUGCCACUGAGCUACAACCCUCCCCUACUGCUGAACUAGCAGGGUUGCAGGUAGAGGGCUAUAGUAGCAGAGGCAGGGGGGGGACCCUUACCUUCCCCGGAGUCCAGCCUUGUAGCUUGUAAGCCAGAUCUCCCACCAGGGUGACAUUGCAGUAGGAAUGAUGUAUCACUACCAAACCAACCUUACUUGUCCUCCAACCACAAACUUGCUUUGUUUCCGGCAAUUCAAACAAUACCAGUGCCUAUUUCCACCAAUUGCUGCCCGUUCGGCUUCCAGUAACCUGGUAGGAGGACCUGUUCCUUUAAGAGAUCCAUCAAAUAGAUGGCGGUGAAACUAGUGUGGAGCCUAAUUGCUCCUGUUUUUAAAAAGC